AUUCGAUUUUGUUCUAUCAUCCGUGUUCGGAACAAUAUCAAUAACUGAAAUCACAGAUAACAAAAAAUCGCAAUAUCGCUCAUCACUAGUAUUUGCCAUCGAUAGUCAAAAUAAUUUAUCAAUAGUGAGACGAAACUAAAAUUAUCGAUAAUAUCGACCUUCGCAUCGAUUGUUUUGUAGCUCUAUGGUAGAGCCUCUAUCACACGGAAGGAACUUGUGCAAAAGCGCCACAGAAUUGUUUAUAUGAAAUAUUAAGUAGCCGGUUUAUUUUGUGUGCAAUAUCUAUAAAUAAGAAAUGGCUAUUUCUCGACCGGAUGAGGUAUAUCACUUUUCUAAUAAUCUGCCAAUUGAGGUUUCAUACAAAAACUCUAUAACAUACUCGAACUGCAACUCUUAUGACCCUAGAGUUAUUGCACAAGGAUAUGUUUGGAAUCAAAUUGUGGUUCAGCACAGUGGAAAAUUCGUUGGACGGGAUAGCAUGACAGAAAUAUUGCAAGUAAUUUUUGAAGCUGUCGAAGGAGAAGAGCUUUUUCCUGUAGCAUAUCGGCGCGGGGUAAAAGACGAUCGUUUUCUCGUGCGGAAGUGCAAAGGGGCUAUAAAUAAACUGUUUGAACAUAAUCUUCGUGUUCAGCUUUCUGAUGCUUCUUUUGUACAGCUCCAAGUACAUUUUAAUGUAGGUGAUUUUAAGUUUGGACAAAUAUCACCACAUGCUAAGCUUGCGGAAGCACUAAACCGCCUUUAUACUUGCAUGGAGCGGGUAAAUGGCGUAGUUGGUAUAUUAAAUUUAUGCCGCUUUAAUACCCAGAAGGAACUUUGUGAUUUAGUUGUUAAUUUGGGUAAUCGUGCUGUGCUUGAGACUAUUUGUAAUUUAAUCUAUCGCAAUGAUGACAAAUUUCGCUUAGUGAAUGGAUUGAUCCUAAGCGAUAACGGCAUCACAACUGUAGCACCUCUGGCAGUUUUUGCUGGUGCUGAAUUUGUGGUUUUGGAUUUAAGUAAAAAUAAGAUUACUUCGUCAUCGCGUUUAUGCCGCGAUUUAAGCGAAGUGAAAGCAGACGAAUUGUUGCUAGCUGGUAACCCGAUCACGAGUGGCAACAAUUAUCCAGAGUGUCUACGGCCUAUACAAAAAAAUUUUAAAAUAAUUGAUGGUAUACCGGUCGAGAAUUUAUCGAAACUCUAUUCGCCUUUGGACUACGAAGUAGACAUCAACAGGAAUGGGUAUCGAGUAGAUCUAAAUAAUAAGAGAGAUGUUGUCUUGUUCCAACACAGUAAUGAUUGGCAUGCUAUUGUGAUACCUGAUGCGGGACAAGAAUUUACAAAACAUGAAAUUAUGGACUAUUUUUUUAUUACUGUUUCACAAAAGCUAUCUGAGAUAUAUCCUUGUUAUUAUAAGUUUUCCGCUGGUGAACAUCAGUUUCUUGUGCGGCAAUGUUUUGAUCAGCUCAAAUACUUAGUUGAUAUUUGUAAAAUGGAAAUAAAUGUUCCACGCUUAACUACUACUGUUGAUAAAUAUUCGGCGCUUUCCGAAAUUCAAAUAGACAAAAUUUUAAAAUAUUAUAUGCUUAUGAAUGUUACACCUUUCAAACGAGGACAAAUAGAGCCCAUGGGAUGUAUUGAUAAAGCCCUCACACGUCGUUAUAACGGUAUAAAUAGGCAAUUAAAUUUGGAUAACUUUGAAAGUGUCGAAGGUUUAGAAAAUAUUGUCAUCAAUUUAAGCUCACCAAAAAUUUUGAGCCGAGUUCUUAUGCAGGCAUCUCGAAAACUUCUUACCAGUUGUGUGGAACUGCGUCUGACACACAAUAAAAUAACUAAUGCUAAUGUGUCAAAAGUUUUAAAUAUAAUGAGUAAUUUAAAAGCUAUAGAUUUAGGGAACAACUGGAUAGUAGAUUUGGAGGACGUUAAGGAGCUUUCUGCGCUUGGAUUGAAAACUUUACGUUUGGACGGUAAUCCUUUGUGUACCAAAUAUUCAUUCGCUGGCGAAUACGUAAAAGCUGUUAGAAGACUCUUUCCGGAGCUGAAGAAACUGGAUAACAUUGAAAUAAAAAAUAAAGGUUACUUAAGCUCCCAGAAGAACUUCUUGUGCGAUGUAAGAGGCUAUGAUUUUAUUAAUGAAUUUGUACCACGGUUUUUCAAGUGUUUUGAUUCUCAUAAUCGCUCAAGUUUGGAGGAAUUAUAUCAUCGGAACGCAAUUUUCACGUUUUCAUUUAAUUACAUCAUUGCUCAAAUGACUUCGCAAAAUUUUAAGCGGAUAUCUAAGUAUCGUGAAAAUUGUAGAAACAUAUUAAGAAUUUCAGAUCUUUCUCGAGCACACACUAGUAUACAUCUAGGCGCUAAUCAAAUCAUGCAAGUUUUCUUUCAGCUACCUAGCACGCGGCAUGAUUUGUUGACCGUCAAUACAGAUACAAUGAUUUACAACGAAAAUAUGGUAGUAAUAACAAUAAAUGGAGUAUUUUAUGAUCAAGCUCCCAGUGUUGUGGACAACGACAUAUUGAUGUCAUUUACUCGAACAUUUGUUCUUAUACCGAUGGAAACGAACCUUGGUAUUCUAAACAGAGCUAUCAAGUAUCAAAUUGUAAAUGAACAACUAAGUAUAUAUAAUCCCACAAGCCAACAGUUUAAAAGCACAUUCAAAUACUUUAAGAGUGAAUGCCAAGAAGACAAUGAUGCUGUGACAGUAUCAGAUAAGGAAGUUCUCAUAAUAAUAUUCCAAGAAGUAACAAAACUCAAAUCAUUGUGGUGUAUUCGCUUCUUGGAAGAUGCCAAAUGGAAUUUUAAAAAAUCGUUGUUGAUUUUCUUAAGUUUUUCUGACAAUAAAAAAAUACCAGAGACUGCUUUUAAUUAAAGUAUACAUACUGUUCUAAUUUCUAUAAAAAUAUGUGAAGAAUUCUGUGUAUUAAUUGAAAAUAAAACAUUAAGUAACAGAGAUGAUAAAUAAUUGUAUAAUAUUUCAUUUGAAGAGGUUCUCUACUCUAGAAUUAAAAAAAAAUCCAUUUAUUAUAUAUUUUAAAAAUUCAAAAUAUUAUCGGAGAUAAAGGUAUUUUGCUGACCCGGCAUCCAAAGUGGUUCGGCCGAAACCGAAUCUUUAAAUGCGUUUUUCUCGAAACUCUCUUUUUCAAAACGAUACCCACGAUUUUUCAGAUUCUGCUGGACCGAUUUACCUGAAAUUUUUAGAGAGUAUUUUUUAUAGACUUGUCUAUCUCUGGACUAUCCAUAUCCCACAAAUUUCAAUUUUUACUAUUUUUAAAAAAUUCGAAACAGUCAAAGAAAGAGGUACAAAAAUAGUAUUUUAUUCAGAUUGUCGUAUUUUUGUUCAGAUUGUAUAAAUGGAUACUAAAACCUUUUGAAACCUUUUGUUACGAUACUUCAAAAAUUACCUGAAAUUCAUUCAUCUAAACUGAAACAACCCCUUUGAGGUUGAGUAGAGUUAAUUCAUGUAAAGAACGACCCUAUUAUAUGAAUUUUUUUGUUGAAACAGUUAAACAGUAAGUACCUUCUAGAAUAAAAUUUCAAAAACAUUCUGUUAAAUUUUUAUGCGCCUCAUAGCUCGGAGCAGGAUCAUCUGAAAUGAAAAAUCCCAACUAUAUAAUUAGACAAUGGCUUUGCCCAGGUAACGCUAGGACUUGUUUUAAGGAAUUUAAAUUUUACUU
This is a messenger RNA of Bactrocera oleae (olive fruit fly), 3644 nucleotides long. RefSeq names its product nuclear RNA export factor 2 (gene nxf2). Gene Ontology annotation, cellular component: nucleus. Gene Ontology annotation, molecular function: RNA binding; protein binding. Lineage: Eukaryota; Metazoa; Arthropoda; Insecta; Diptera; Tephritidae. Gene Ontology annotation, biological process: poly(A)+ mRNA export from nucleus. The record is from RefSeq and is a predicted model, not a curated record.